Molecule: messenger RNA, 3777 nt
Organism: Pangasianodon hypophthalmus (striped catfish)
Lineage: Eukaryota; Metazoa; Chordata; Actinopteri; Siluriformes; Pangasiidae
Gene: pygo2
Product: pygopus homolog 2 (Drosophila)
Exons: 3
Coding region: 841-2562 (573 amino acids)
Source: RefSeq, a predicted model, not a curated record
CCAGUGUAAGCGUCUCGCCCGGCUGUCCCUCUUUGUCCGGCAGCGACUGUAGGCCGUAAUAGUCAUGGCCAAUUUCGCGUUUGAGGAUAAAUUUUAAUUGUAAGUCUAUUUGACAUUGACUGUUUGCUUUAUGAGGAUUGAUAAAUAUGGAAUAAUGUAACUGCUUAGUUUGAUUCAACGCUUAGCGUGAGCCACAUACAGCUUGCAGUCAAAGCCUGAGCUAGCUGGUUUACUAGCUAUGCUAGCUACUCGGCUCUUAACAGCUAAUGUAGCUAAGCUAGCUAGCAAUCUGGCGGGCGCUUUCACAGAAACCGCAUCGAGUUAAACAUGGAGUGAGUGCGCGCGGGGUUUCAUGUCGCGUGCGUGUAGCGUGCAGCUCGUUCGCGUUGCGUUAUGAUCGGGACAAUCAGAGCUUAGCCUUGUCUUCACAUUACACUCGGGUUGUGUAGCGCUGUAGCUAACCGCUAGCCAGUUAGCAGCACAUCUGUAAGUGAUCACAGGAGGAGGAGGAGGAGGAGGAGGGAGGGGGGCUCGCAGGCACGUUCAUUCAAUAACAUUACCAGCUUGUUGGUUCGGGGUUUUUUUUCUCUCCGUCUUUCUCCGUGUUCACUUUUCCAGCAGGAGAAUCUCAGUCCUGAGUAAGGUUAGUCUGUUCACUGCGAAACAAAACCCCAGAUGAAGGCAGAUCCGCUACCUGCUCAGUACUCUGUGAGGGAUUCUGCGAUCUUAGCUGUCAGCCUGUAGUGCUGCGCUGCCGUUACUUGGACCUGAGGACACGUCCGUCUGCUUCUUUUUUUUAUGUGUGAACGGUGACAUGGCAGCGCGCCGCCGAUCGUUUUAAUGGCUGCCGAAUCGGGGAGACUGCAGGCGGGACAAGGUCAAGGGAAGCGUGGCAAAGGUUCCCAGAUGAAAAGCCCAGAGAAAAAGAAGAGGAAGUCUAGCACUCAGGGGGCAAGUUUCUCCCACCUCUCUGAGUUUGCGCCUCCUCCAACCCCUAUGGUAGACCAUCUUGUGGCCUCAAACCCAUUUGAUGAUGACUUUGGCCCGCCGUCACGUCCCGCUGGAGCCGGGGGUCCGGGAAGCGCACCUUUUCUGCCAAGCCCAGGGGCUGGUGGCGGAGGUGGAGGAUAUGGAGGACCAGGUAGAAUGGGAGGGGGCAUGGCCUACAUGGGUGGCCCUGGAGGACCAGGUGGUGGACAGCCUGGACGAAGACCCCCUUUCGGACCUCCACCACCCAACACAGGACCACAUCACCCAAUUGGAUUUGGAGGAAUGCCUGGAUUUGGAGGUGGUGGAGGAGGUGGUGGUGGUGGAGGUGGUUUUCCUCCAGGGGGACCAUCACAAUUUAACAUGCCACCUAAUUUCAGCCCUCCUAUGCACCCAGGGCAAGGUUUUAACCCUAUACUGUCACCUGGUGGAAUGGGUGGUGGUCCUGGAGGUGGUGGUCCUCCUCAUCCACGCUUUGGGAUGCAGCAGCCUCAGCAUGGACAGGGUGGUCAUCCUUUCAACAGUCCUCCGAUGCCUGGGGGCCCUCGUGGUCCUCCCCAUGGCCCAAUGAAUCCGAUGGGUGGCAUGCCGACUGGAAUGAAUAUGAUGGGUGGUAUGGGGGGUGGAAUGGGUGGAGGUAAUAUGGUAGGUGGCCACGCAGGGUUGCCCCCCCAGGGAUCGUUCCCUCCCUCGCAAGAUGGCCCCUAUCCUGGGCCAGGCACUCCUGGUAGUGAAGAAGGCAAAAACUUUGUUGGUGGACCAGGCGGUGGUCCACCAGGUCCACCUCAGCAGCCACCAAACCUCAACCCAUCUGGCCCUCCGUCCAACAAUGCCACCCCAGGUCCAUCCCCAGCUUCUGGACCUCCACAGACUGGGGGAGGGUUUCCUGGUCACCCUGAUGUUCAGCAAUCAACACCCAACACACCUGGGCAACCUUCAUCAGCACCUCCUCCACCCAAUCCUAAUUCCUCCCCUACUGGUCCACUAAACGGUCCACAACCCCAGCAAGUCCCACCAAAUCAGCACACUCCAGUUAACUCCGCAAGUGGCCCUGCUCCCAACACUCCAUCCAAUCAGCAGCAGCCAACGCCACCCAACUCCAACCCAGGCUCUGCCCCAUACAAUCAGCAGAACAGUGCUCCUGGUGGUGGACCUAUGGCAAGCCAGCCACCUAAUACCAAUCAAAACAAUCUAAACAACACCGGUGGCAGUAACCCUAACCCUCCAUCUAACUCAGCUUCCACACCUAACACGCAGUCUCCACUUCCCACUGGCCAAGCUCCACCUUCGGUUGGUCCAGGUUCUGGACCGCCAAAACUGGGAAGUGGCAUGGUGUUCCAUUGUGGCUUCUGCUUGUUAGAGGUACAUGAUGACCAGGAGGCCAUUCUUUGUGAGGCAUCAUGCCAACGCUGGUUCCACAGAGACUGCACAGGCCUGACUGAGCCUGCAUAUGGCCUGUUAACCAGAGAGAGUGCUGCGGUAUGGGCUUGCGAUUUCUGCCUCAAGACCAAGGAGAUUCAGGCAGUAUAUGUACGCCAGAGCCUGGGACAGCUGGUGGCUGCCAAUGAAGGCUAAGCGACCAGGAACAGCAAGUAGGCUAAGGAAAGUGGACAGAGUAGGAAAUGUAGGGAAACCAAUGGAUGGAACACGAAUGGAAAAUGUGGACUCUGUACUUCCUGUGUUGAGUGCUCUUGCAAACCACACAAGCACUUUUAAAGCUUACAUUUCUUGAUUGGGGGAAGUUUGAGCAUGGUUUUUCAAGAACACUAUGAUAACCAGUAAUGAAUCAUAUUACCAGUACGAUUUGGCUCGCAUUUAAGGGAAAGAAAAUAUUUCUGUUAUUGCUUCAAUUGAACACAUGGUUGUAAAAGUGCAGAAGAAUUUUUGUAAUAUUGUCGUAUUUAAAAGUAAUUAACUAAUAUCCAGUAUAGAUUCCAGUCAGAGUAAACUUUCCCUCCAAAAGCAGCUUGUCUACCAGCAAAGCACUGACAACAACUCACUACCUCACAGAUUUAACAGUUGUACACAUGCUUUGGCACAGAUUGACUGCUAUCUAAAGCUAGAGUGAGGUCUCCCUACACCACCUCCUCUAGUCCAUGGUUUCCAUUUCAGUGUGUCCAAAGGAAACAAGUACCUUUCUUCACCUUUGAGAGAAAUGGUGUAUACACAUGUAUAUAAUGAAUAUUAGUCACAAUUUUUCUGUUCCUUUUGGGAAGAGUUGUCCUGUAAACAGAAAGAUCCCUGACAUUUAAUCAUGCUGUUGCCAAGUUUUUGUCUGAAUAUACAUUCAUUCACCAUUUUUAUUUAAAACUGAACACUGAGAGGUCAGUGUGGAUGGUUGGCUACAUAGGCAGUAGUGCUACAUAACCAUAUCAGAUGUGUAUAGUCUUUGGAUUGCAUGUGAACCAAAUGCAGUAAUUUGUCCACUGUUUGUAAUGUAUUGUUUCUUUCUAGGCCUCAGUGAGGGGUGUGAAGUAGACCAAAUAACAGAAUGAAAUCAAAUCAGCUCAUGUUUCUGUUGCUGAAAAAGAUGUUAUUUUCUUGUUUCCACAUUUCUGUCCAGGUUGCCUUUUUUUCUUAGCAAUUAUCCAUUUUUGUACUGAUGUCUAGUGUGCAGACUCUAGUGCCCUCUGUUGUCCAGAAUUGUGCAGUAAAGUUUGAGGUGGGCAGAAGUAAGGUAAUGUUGUGAAAGAAGUAAAGGAAAAUGUAUUUGUAUUUUUACUUGCCAUUUUUUGUAGACUAUUGUUGCAUUAAAUUUGGGUUUGACUACCCAGUAAACCAAGUCAUGAA